Schistocerca serialis cubense is the source of this 3999-nucleotide messenger RNA. RefSeq names its product hepatocyte nuclear factor 3-alpha-like. The record is from RefSeq and is a predicted model, not a curated record. Bases 110 to 2071 code for a protein of 653 amino acids. NCBI's taxonomy places the organism in Eukaryota, Metazoa, Arthropoda, Insecta, Orthoptera, Acrididae. Gene Ontology annotation, cellular component: nucleus. Gene Ontology annotation, molecular function: cis-regulatory region sequence-specific DNA binding; DNA-binding transcription factor activity. The transcript has 9 exons. Gene Ontology annotation, biological process: regulation of DNA-templated transcription.
UGAUGCUAUAAGCGAAGAGCAAGCAGCCUGCAGGAAUGGUUGUUGUGGAGUUUGUUUAGCCCAUCGGCGUAGCAGACAUUCACGUAUUUACUGCCUGGGCGGUGAGGGUAUGGUGAAAGCAGAGAAGCCAGCUGGCCCUGACGACGAUGACCUCACUUCCCUCACGUGGCUGCAAGACAAGAACCUCCUCAAGGGAAUGAACCUGCGUACGGCGAGCAAUGCCGGGGCGCAGGGCUCCCCGACGAGCGACUACGUGGACGAGGGCAGCUGCUGCUCGACCGGAGAGCCCCCUGCCAGCGACUCGAGCGGCUGCUCCUCCAGUGGGCGCUCGCCUGCCAGUCCCGGCUCCGCCAUUGCUGUAGCUGCCACCGCCACUGCCACGGGCACCACCCCCGGCACCACGCCCGUAACUGGUGCAGCCGCUGUCGCUGUGAUGGCUGCCCGCGGCAAGCAUCCACAGCAUGUCCCCUAUGACCCUCUGGUUCACGUUAAUUCCAAACCCCCUUAUUCCUUUUCCUGCCUCAUCUUCAUGGCGAUCGAGGACUCUCCGGGCCACGCGCUACCGGUGAAGGAGAUCUAUGCUUGGAUACUGGAUCACUUCCCGUACUUCAAGAAUGCACCCACUGGAUGGAAGAAUAGUGUGCGGCACAAUCUCUCUCUCAACAAGUGCUUCCGGAAGGUCGAGAAGGCCCCACAGAAUUUGGGUAAAGGUUCCCUGUGGAUGGUUGACCCGAUGUACCGACCGAACCUCGUGCAGGCACUUGCGAAGUCGCCCUUCCAUCCGUACAGCACCAUUGUCAGCAGAACUGCUUCUGUGAAUAGCAGUCCGGGCUCCGGUUCGCUGCCGAGCACCCCCGCGAAGGCACCGCCGUCCCCCGGCAGCGCGGCUCGUCAGCAGUCUCCACCGGCCACUGCCGCAAGUAGCGGUGGGAAUGGCAAUGGCGGCGGCAGCAGUGGCGGCAGCAGCAACAGCAGCAGUGUCAGCACUGGCAGCGCCAACAGCAACAACAACAGCACCGGCACCAACAGCAACAGCAGCACCACCAGCAAUACCAGCACCAGCGUCAGCCCGGCCAGUGCCAACAACAACAACAACAACAACAACAAUAAUAAUAACAGCAGCAACAACAACAAUAACAACAACAACGUUCCCGACCCGACGCUUUUCCCGUUUCUCAGUCGUCGACUCGCACUGAGCACCACCCCACAGUCGGGAUCCCCUCCGCCGUCGCAACCCUCCGCCCAAGUGAGCCGCGACGACAGCCUCGACGAUGUGGAUGCUGCGGCGGCGAUGCUAGCUCUGAAGCACGCGCACCUCCGUAUACCGCGCAGAGAUGACUGGUACAAAAGGCUGCGUGAAGAAACCUCUGAAGCUGUAGGACUUCGCAAGAAAAUGAGAGUAUCGUCUAGACCUGGCCAGACGGAAGAGCGAAUGGUGAUCACGACGUCGCCGAGUGAGGACCACACGUACAGUGCCGCCCUCAACCUCUCGGCCCGCUCCUCUGGAAUUGUCGCCGUGUCGACUACGCCUGCAGGCCCUCACGGGCCCCACGCCCCGCCUUCCACGACUUCCUCGCCGGACGAGGCUUUCGAGGAAGGUUCUGACUCGGAUGACGGAACUGACGGAAAAAACACUCGACUGGGUCGCGGAGCGACUGUCGACACCGUACCGUCGGUGACGUCUGCGCACCACAUCCUCUACAACCACCAGGAUCGAGGGGACACCUCGGACGAGGAGCGGCGCAAGAUCGCGGAAGGUGCUGAUGCCCUCCUCAACUUGGCCGGAAUUCGCACUGAUGGAGGAGCGCUCUCCCCUCCCACCUCACUCGUGGCACCGAGUCCUGCUCCACUGCCACUGCAGAACCCAGCUCCGGCACCACAGACGACUCAGCCUCCGCCUUCUUCAGUGUAUUCUGGCCCGAGGAGCAGGCGCCGCAAGAAACCGCCUCCGCCAUCAUCACGGGCCAUUGCGACCCAGAAGUACCAGCACCACCGUUCCUCGUCGGGACACGGGAGUGGUUCGCACGGAGAGAAGAGGGGUAGUGGCUCAUCCACCACUUCGCGGAGGUAGGGCCACUCGCACCGUGGCUAUAGUGCGGUAGUGGCCACUCAGAGUGGCAUGUCGGCUCCCUGGGCGUUUUGAGAAAGUUCGCGUAUAGCGAGUUGGAACCACCUGGGUCGUACACGGACCGAGGGAGAAAAAUGUGAGUCCACUUUUUUCGUGGUUGUGUGGGGGCUUGACCGGUCUUUCUAAUUUUGUUUUAAUACAUGCCUUCUCGUAAUCCGCCGUCUCUUCUUUCUCAGAAAAAUACUGCUUAUUGGCUUGUGUUACGCUGCAUACAACUUUAGCAGAAUAAAGCAAUUCGUAACACCUUGACUUAAUGGGAUUUGCUCAUUCAGUUAACUCUUAACCAAAGAAUUUCGUUGCCCUGUUUAAAAUUUGGCUUUCUUUAAGUCAUCGAAGGUCUUCCUUACCUCUGUUCUUGUGUAAUGCAUUUAUCUCAUGCAUUCAAAACAGUAAUGAGAUUCCCAUUCAAUUAAUAUAUGAGGAAUAUAAUGGCUUUCAGUUAGUGGAUUGAUACAAGGUUUCCUAGUGUCACAAAACAAAACAAUUUUGUCUCAAUUAUUUUCAGAACAUACUUCCAAUUGGUUUAAUAAUUUUCUUGUACACAUGCAUGUGCAGUUAGAUGCCAGUUACAUAUAUGCAUUUUACUUUUUUAUGUUGCUAGGAAAGCUUCUGUUGCCUUUUUGGUUAGCUCCAGAAUUUUUUUUUAAGGUAAACUUUAGGAAUACUGUCAAUAAUCUUCCAAGGAAAAUGAUGUUAAUAAAGUUCUGAGUCCUGUUUUGCCAGCAAUUACAAAAUUGUGGAAUUAUCUCUGUUGUAUUUUCCUUCUGUAGCUUAUGUUAUUAACACGUUCCUGUAGCAUUACAAAAUUGUAAUCCUGGAAAAUUUAUCUGUGUGGAAAUUUUGAAAAAGAUCAGAGUUCUACUGAAUUACAGUCAGAGUAAUGUUUGUAUGGGAAAGAAAGAGUAAACACAUUUCGUGAAUGAUGACAAAUGCUCCAUCAGUUAAUGAAAUAUAGGAUCUUGUACUCCUAUUGUAAUUGUAUUUUAGUGAAUUGUUUGCCAAAAAACAUUGCUUUUUGUCUUGCAUUGCAUGGCAGUUAUCCAUUUGUGCUUGGAAAAUUUUGUGAAGAGGGAUGAAGGCUGUUGGACAGAAUUUGAGACAGUCUACAAAUGCCCCAUGCUUUUUGACGUAUAAUUUGUUAGUCUGUGAACUUUCUCAAAAAGCUCUUGAGUUCCCUCUCCUCUCCCCUAAACUGUGAAUGCUUUGGGGCAUUGUUUGGAAAAGAUAAGAACUAAAUCUUGAAUCCAACACUAAAGCUGUACACCAUAGUGAUCUGUACAGUGCACGUAAACUUCUAGGAUAAACAGUGUUUAACUAAAGUGGGACCACAAAAAAUUGAACCCAGCAUGUGAUAAAAUUGUAAAACUACAAAUUCAUUCACGCUUGUUUAUUUAAAAAAAGUUGAUGGCAGUGUUGUUACUCUAAAGCAGUGUACUUUAUGUAAUACCACUUUAUGGAAGACCUGUUGAAUCCUUUUAGCAAUAAUGAAUUAAUUGCAUGAAGCCUUUUCCAAACUUAUUUCUUUUGUUAAAAUGACAAGGAAAAUGAAAUAAUCUGUAAUAAUAAUUUUUUUAGUACAUGUCUGAAUUUUAACAUUGUACAUUUUUUAAAAUUUUAAUGAACGUAAUUUUUUUGUGUUGCUCCUCACAACUGUACAUUCUGUUGUUUUCCCAUCCACGCAAAUAUGUCGCGGUGGCACUGUUGGCAGUUGAUGUUCUCAACUGUGUUAAGAUGAGCAAAGUUCUUCUGGUAUUUUCUCAAGCCAUUAUGUUCCAGCAAUGUGGAUGUUAUUUAUUCUUUCCAGCACACUGUAUGGGAAUUUUACAGUUGUUUUACACAACUGAAAAUGUGACAAAAAUCAGACUUUUCGU